AUGCCAAAGAGGAAGUCGGAAGAACCUCCGGAUGUCUCCACUGACACCGCUUCGCCCUCGCACAAAAAGGUGAGAGUUGAUGAUACCCUUCAUGAAACGCCAGUGUUGAAUGGAAAGCCAGCCGUCAAUGGCAAGCAACCAGAAGACGGAAAUACAAGCGGGGAGGGCCACUCGAAGCCAGAAAAUGUAGGACAUGAGAUCGUUGAGGAUGAAGUUUUUGCUUUAGAGGAAGACGAGGAGCGCACCCCGGUUGUACCCUUACGACAGGACGUACCGACCGAAGGCUACAGCGAUCUCUACCUUGACACCAUAAACCGAUCCAUCCUCGACUUCGAUUUCGAGAAGCUAUGCUCAGUUUCACUCUCAAACAUCAACGUGUAUGCGUGUCUGGUGUGUGGAAAAUACUACCAGGGAAGGGGCCCGAAGUCACACGCUUAUUUCCAUGCUCUGGAAGUUGGCCAUCAUGCCUACAUCAAUAUGGAAACCAAGAGAGUCUAUGUGUUGCCCGAAGGAUAUGAGGUCCAGAAUAAGAGCUUGGAAGAUAUCAAAUAUGUAGUGGAUCCGAGAUUUACCGAAGCGGACGUCAAGAAGCUGGACAGAGAUGCGCGAGAGUCGAUAGAUCUGGCCAACAAAAGAUACCGGCCAGGGUUCAUAGGAAUGAACAACAUCAAGGCCAAUGACUACCUCAAUGUGGUUGUUCAAACUCUGGCACACAUUGGCCCAGUACGGAAUUACCUUCUGCUCCACCAAUUCCCGCAGACUGCUGCUCAGCUGCCUGUUCGAUUUAGCACCCUCGUCCGGAAGCUCUGGAAUCCUCGCGCAUUUCGAAACCACGUCUCGCCCCAUGAGCUGCUCCAAGAGAUUGCACUCCGCUCCUCGAAACGCUUUACUCUGACCCAGCAAUCUGACCCAGUCGAGUUUCUUUCCUGGUUUCUCAAUAAUCUACACUUGACCCUCGGUGGAUCGAAAACCAAGCCAUUCUCGUCCAUCAUUCAGCGAACAUUCCAGGGAAAACUUCGCAUGGAGUCUCAAGCCAUUACCGCAAAAUCGGACACAACUGGCGAUCGUCUUCGUUUCGAAGAGUCCUCUACUAUCAACAGCACAACGACACCAUAUCUCAUCUUAACCCUCGACCUUCCGCCAAGACCACUCUUCCGUGAUGCGAUUGAAGCCAGAAACAUCAUCCCACAGGUACCUCUCACUACUCUCUUGCAGAAGUACUCCGGUCUCCACGCCUCCGAGAAGCAAGAUCGUCGUAUCCGGCAUCGCUUAUUACAUCCCCUGCCGCCAUAUUUGUUGUUCCAUGUCAAGCGCUUCUCCGCCAACAAAUUCGUGUCAGAGCGUAACCCAACCAUUGUGACCUUUCCAUCUCCGCGCGGACUAGACAUGAGUCCGUAUGUUGAACCCAAUCCAGCGUUACACCCGGUCGGUGAACCCAUCCGCUAUGAAUUGGUUGCCAACAUCAUCCUUGAUACGACCGAUGGGAAGGGUUCGUCGGAGGACUCGAAUGCGGCAGAUGCGGCGAGAAAAGCGGUGGGAGGGGAAGGAGAGAUGGGCGUGAGCUGGAAGGUACAGGUUAGAGACAAGGCUGCCGCUUGGGCAGAGGCUCAUGGAGAGGAAAAUCGUCGAGGUCUGCCAGAGUGGUUGGAGAUCCAGGACUUGGUGGUCAAAAGGGCGGAGGCGGAGACAUUGUUCACAAGGGAAGGUUAUCUCAUGGUUUGGGAGAGGAGAAAAAUGUCAGGCGGUGAGAGGAAAGGCAAGCCCAAGGCAUGA
Endocarpon pusillum Z07020 is the source of this 1773-nucleotide messenger RNA. RefSeq lists its product as uncharacterized. The coding region runs from base 1 to 1773 and encodes 590 amino acids. Gene Ontology annotation, molecular function: zinc ion binding; cysteine-type deubiquitinase activity. Gene Ontology annotation, biological process: spliceosomal complex assembly; protein deubiquitination; mRNA processing. The record is from RefSeq and is a predicted model, not a curated record. NCBI's taxonomy places the organism in Eukaryota, Fungi, Ascomycota, Eurotiomycetes, Verrucariales, Verrucariaceae. The transcript has a single exon.